AUGAGGAUUUCAGCAAGAGGAUUGAAGAUAGCGUGGGGAGACACUGCGCGUUAUUGGAAGUGGAAACCUGAAUCCAACUCCAGGUUUCCAGAGGUUGCUGAACUCGUGACGGUGUGCUGGUUGGAGAUCCAAUGCAGCAUCAAAGCCCGAGCUCUCUCCCCGAAAACAACAUACUGCGCAUACCUCAUCUUCAACAUAACUCGGGGAUCAUAUGGCCUCACAUUUCCACCCCAAGAGUCGAUUAUCAAGCUUGGAUCGCACGUCUCCAAACAAAACGUAUGCCUGCAACCUGAUGAGAGCGACCCUCCUCAGCCGCGACUGACGCUGCUGGGCCGCUCAGCGUCGUUUCGAGUGCCACCGCGGGGCUCGGGGACUCAUGGGCCUGUUAAAAGCCCGUGUAGAAGGGACGACGGGUGGAUGGAGGUGGAGAUGGGGAGGUUCUUCGUCGACGAGGGGCAGGAGGAGAAUGUGGAUGUAAGCAUGAUGGAGGUAGGAGGAGGGCAAUGGAAGAGGGGGUUGGUUAUCCAAGGGAUUGAGCUGAGGCCUACGCAAUAGCGAAGCGAAGAUAACGCGUACAUAAUGUUCGAUGAUCUGGACUGUCGUGGCCUAGAUGCAUGUCAGGCCACCAUCGAACAUCGUGGAGGAACGCAUCUGCCCCUGUUCACUCUCGGAUAUACGUACUUAUUUUGCUUGCACCUGUCAACAUACUUAGGGCUAAGGAUGCACAUAAUGUUGGACAUGUUUGUAUAGAAAAAAUACAUUGUUUGAGCCUUUUCCUAUCUAUGCUAUUCCCGCAUAUUGU
Molecule: messenger RNA, 802 nt
Organism: Asparagus officinalis (garden asparagus)
Lineage: Eukaryota; Viridiplantae; Streptophyta; Magnoliopsida; Asparagales; Asparagaceae
Product: F-box protein PP2-B13-like
Exons: 4
Coding region: 1-555 (184 amino acids)
Source: RefSeq, a predicted model, not a curated record